AUGACCUCUUCCAACAUGAACAUGAACAGCAGGAUCAUCUUCUACGAGGACAGGAACUUCCAGGGCCGCUCCUAUGAGUGCACCAGCGACUGCCCUGACAUGUCCUCCUACCUGAGCAGGUGCCAGUCCUGCAAGGUGGAGAGGGGCUGCUUCAUGGUCUACGACCGCACCAACUUCAUGGGCAACCAGUUCUUCCUGAAGAGGGGCGAGUACGCCGACCACAUGAGCAUGAUGGGCAUGAGUGACUGCAUCAGGUCCUGCCGCCUGAUCCCCAUGCACAGGGGCUCCUACAGGAUGAGGAUCUACGAGAGGGAGAACUUCGGAGGCCAGAUGCACGAGCUGAUGGACGACUGCGACAGUGUCAUGGAGCGCUUCCGCAUGUCCAACUGCAUGUCCUGCAACGUGAUGGAGGGCCACUGGCUGAUGUACGAGCAGCCCAACUUCAGGGGCAGGAUGGCCUACAUGAGACCCGGCGAGUACAGGAACUUCAUGAGCAUGGGCAUGGGCACCGUGAAGUUCAUGAGCAUGAGGCGCAUCACAGACUCCUGCAACUAG
Molecule: messenger RNA, 555 nt
Organism: Lampris incognitus (smalleye Pacific opah)
Lineage: Eukaryota; Metazoa; Chordata; Actinopteri; Lampriformes; Lampridae
Product: gamma-crystallin M3-like
Exons: 1
Coding region: 1-555 (184 amino acids)
Biological process (GO): visual perception; lens development in camera-type eye
Molecular function (GO): structural constituent of eye lens
Source: RefSeq, a predicted model, not a curated record